AUGCCGUUCUAUGUGCUACCAGAGUUGACAGCAACACUUUCCGUUCGAAAGGUCAGCACCGGUCAAUGGAUUCUUCCUAGCAGCAUCGUGUUGGCAGACCCGCAGUUCAGUGAUCCAGGACCCAUCGAUAUCAUCAUUGGAGCGGAGUAUUACUUUGAUCUCCUUACCGAUGGGCGCAGCAAGAUAUCGAAAACCGGCCCAACUCUGCAGAACACCGUCUUUGGCUGGGUCGUGUCUGGUCCCAUUCCAAAUCAACCAGUAAAUCCGCCUCAAGCAGUGUUAUAUUCAUGUACACUAGCGGACAUCCAAGACCAGUUAGCACGAUUUUGGGAGCUGGAAUCCUGCAAAUCCAGCAGCAUCCAUUCUGUGGAAGAGUCAGCGUGCGAAGCUGUUUUCGACGAAACAACAACACGGGACAGCAGUGGAAGAUUUGUAGUGUCCCUACCGAAGAAGGAGUUCGUGAUGCAGCAGCUUGGAGAAUCUGAACUAAUCGCUACUAAACGUUUUCUCGCCCUGGAAAGACGCUUGGAAGCAAAUCCAGAUCUGAAAGCUCAGUACCAGGAUUUUAUUCACGAGUACGAGCGGCUAGGCCAUAUGAAGCAAGUGGACAUCAACGAUUCAGAUUUCCCGAUAUACUUUCUCCCUCACCACGCUGUAUUCAAGCCGGACAGCACCACCACAAAACUGCGUGUGGUGUUCGAUGCGUCUUGCAAAACUUCCACGGGCGUUUCCCUGAACGAUGCGCUAAUGGUCGGUCCAGUCGUGCAAGACGAUCUUUUAUCAAUUCAGCUCCGUUUCCGCCUCCAUCGAAUAGCAGUUGUUGCAGACGUCGAGAAGAUGUACCGAAUGAUAUUGGUGUACCUGUUGGAUCAACGACUUCAAUGCAUCUUGUGCAGAAACUCACCGAACGAGCCAAUCCGUAUCUACCAGUUGACUACAGUCACAUACGGGACAGCGUGCGCACCUUACUUAGCUACCAAGUGUUUGCAGCGUCUAGCAGAGCUUGAGUCCGACAAGUAUCCCGUUGCAGCGAAGGCGAUGAAGAAUGAUUUUUACGUCGAUGACAUGUUGACUGGAGCCGAUGACAUCGAAGCCAUUAUCCGUUUGGUGAAGGAAAUGGUUGAGCUAACCUCCUCGGGUGGAUUUAACUUGAGAAAGUGGAAUUCCAACUCCAGUGCUCUUCUGGCUGAGUUACCAACUCAUCUCGUAGAUGAUCAAUCUGCCUUGGACCUUGAUAUGUCGAACGCUCCUGUCAAAACAUUAGGUUUGCUGUGGAAUACGAGCACUGAUUGCUUCCUAUUUCGGUCACCCGUCUGGAAUGCAGAUGCAGUUAUUACCAAACGAGUUGUACUUGCGGACACGGCUCGAUUAUUCGAUCCUCUUGGCCUGGUGGGACCAGUCGUCAUCAUUGCGAAGAUGUUCGUGCAAGAGUGA
This is a messenger RNA of Ochlerotatus camptorhynchus, 1434 nucleotides long. RefSeq lists its product as uncharacterized. The transcript has a single exon. Bases 1 to 1434 code for a protein of 477 amino acids. The record is from RefSeq and is a predicted model, not a curated record. NCBI's taxonomy places the organism in Eukaryota, Metazoa, Arthropoda, Insecta, Diptera, Culicidae.